This is a messenger RNA of Brassica napus (rape), 2010 nucleotides long. RefSeq lists its product as uncharacterized. NCBI's taxonomy places the organism in Eukaryota, Viridiplantae, Streptophyta, Magnoliopsida, Brassicales, Brassicaceae. The record is from RefSeq and is a predicted model, not a curated record. The transcript has a single exon. Bases 1419 to 1811 code for a protein of 130 amino acids.
AUUUCAAGGGUAGCAGAACGGCUUUACUUUUUUGGAUUGGGUGAGGUAGAAUAAAGGUAGCCUUGAAGUUCUUUGACUCAGAGCUUGAGAUCAAGAACCGAAUCUGAAGCCACAAGAUCAUACAAGUGUUGGGCACCGCUUUGUUUUUGUGUUAACGCGUCCUGUGACGAGAGACACACCAUGAAAGAUGUUGGGGCUAUGCUGAAGGUGAAGAGUACGCAAAUGUUCUCCUUCAAUCACAACAACACAAAAAAGAAGGUCGUAAGAAUGAGAUGAUGGCAACGGUGAGAUGAGACGAUGAUAAAGAUUGGUGAAGAGUAAGAGCACGAGUUUUUCUUCUCUGCUUUACUCUUCUUCAUAUUUGAUGGAGUAAUCUACGGUUUGAAGAUUACGUGAGAGGAAAGCUUUUCUGUGUUAAUCGCUCACUGGAUGGUAUAGUAUAAUACUUACAUUAAGAAAGCUAGAAUAUAGUCUUCAGGCAUACAGUUUGAUAUUUAUGGGUGGAAUCAGUUUAUCCUAAAAGUCCUAUAUAUAUAUAUGUCAUGUGGUUCUUGGAUUAAUAAUUUCAUUUUCUAUCCUUACUUUCAUAGUUUCCUCGCUGAAUAAAACUUGAUCAAUUUUUAAGAGGUACGGGUAAUGUUAUCCUGCAUAACAGUUUUGUUGAUCUCUUACUCUCUUGUCAUAAUGUAUGUAUCCUUUCUUCGUGUAACUGUUUUUGUUACAGUGGACACACUUACAUGUUUUUUUUUUGCAUUUUGUUUCACCUUUUUACCUUUCAUAUUGGUAUGUUUUUAUUCAUACGUCUUUUGUCUUGGAAGAUGGAAGUGAAAAGUUGAGCAAAGUAAAGAAAAAAUUGUUUUAGUAACAACUAACAAGUGGUUUAUCCAAUGUGGCAUUGACAAUUGGCUAUGGAUUGCAGCACGAUUAGCUCAGCCUUAGAACUUUGAUUGGCUCAGGCUCUGCUAUUCAAACAGACCGCUUUGGAAAUUGGCUUUAGAAGCUUUAAUUAGAGCCAUAAUGUCAAAGUCAAACAAGUAAAAGUGAUUUGUUCAACGUAUUAGAAACCCAUAGUUGUGUUCUCGUUAGCUUUUAACAAGUCGUUAACGAAUGCAGAAUAACUUCACAUGCAUCUUAGUUUCUUGUGAACGGAUCAAAGUCACGACACACGAAGCCCAUGCAUGCACAUAACCAUUACAUCUUCCAAUAAAAGAGGACAGUAUCAUCACCAGUUAACUUUGGAGGACAAGGCAUUAAACUGUUUCGUCUUCUUUAAAUUACGUCUCUUAAUCCAAUUUAUUAUCCUCAACUCUCAACUGUACUCUGCCACUUUCCUCUUCUAUAUAAACCAUCCCAUUCCAAGCAUACAUGCUAUCAAAUCAAACACAAAACAUCACAUUUGUUCGUGGUAAAAAUACAAAAUGGCUAUGAGUUUCUCAUCACUCACCAACCUAGUCAUUCUGGUCUCUGCAGCUGCGUUGCUUGUAUCCCACUCAAGUGCUCGCAACUUGCAGCAAACUCAGACACUGCCUCUUCAAGGAGCUGCUUCUCCUACCAUAGCUGAGGCUCCUACCGUCAAUGCCCCUCUCGACGACCAAAAGAACUUCAUUGUCGGUGGUGCUGCCGGAAUAGGCGGAUUCAUGGGGAUGCCAGGUGGUGGGACCGGUAUGACGUUGCCUCUUCCAUCCGGGACACCGCUUCUUGGUGGGUCCGGUGCGUUUGGUGGUAUGGGUGGUGCAAUGGGGUUUCCUGGUAUUGGAGGUAAUGGUGGCGGUUCUGUUCCGAGCUCAGGAGGUGGUUUGGUGUCUCCAUGAGAGAGUGUCUGAGAGAGAUUAAAAUCAUUGGUCUCUAGCUUUAAGAUGUGUUUGGUUUCUUUUGCGUUCUAGUUUGGAUCAUUGUUCUUGUUGUUUCUGUGUGUUGUUGUCUUUUGCUGCGUUUUCUCAUCACUUGUUUAAUGUUGUCUUGUGCUUGCGUGUUGUUUCCUUUCCUUAAAUGAAAAAUGUUUCCUUAUUA